GGUUAUUUGAGCAGUCUGUGAGCUCUUGAACAAAAUGCUUCAAACAAUAUAUUUUUCCAUUCUGUCUUCUUUUUAUCUAACUGGUUCGUUUGGUGUUGAGAUCGCUCAAACCCAGACCAUAUCAGCGAUGGAGGGAGAUUCUGUCACUCUACUCACAGAUGUUACUGAACUGCAGAGAGAUAAUGUGCUAUUGUGGACGUUUGGACCUCAAGACACUCACAUCGCUAAAAUCAACAGAGUCCACAAUGAGACGUUUCACAAUGGUGCUGACGGGAGAUUCAGAGACAGACUCGAGCUGGACUCUCAGACUGGAUCUCUGACCAUCACAAACGUCAGCACAGAACUCACUGGACUUUAUAAAGUAGAAAUAGUCACUGAAAAUAAGGUCUCGUGCAAGGAUUUCAUUGUUAAAGUCUAUGCUCAUCUCCCUAUUCCUGUGAUCACCAAAUACUGUCCACAAAAUCCUCCAUCAUCAGUCUCCAGAUGUGAGCUGCUGUGUUCAGCGUUGAAUGUGAGUCGUGUGAAUCUCUCCUGGUACAAACGAAACAGUUUAUUGUCCAGCAUCAGUGUGUCUGAUCUCAGCAGCAGCGUCUCUUUACAUCUGGAGGUGGAAUAUCAAGAUAAAAACAGCUACAACUGUGUGCUCAACAAUCCCAUCAGCAACCAGACUCAACAUCUGGACAUCACUCAACUCUGUCAGAUACUACAUUCAGAUGACUACGUCCACCAUUAUGGUUUUAUAGAAGCUGUGAUCCGAUUGGCUCUCUCUGCUCUGGUGGGCGUGGCUGCUGUUGCUGUACUGCUUUAUGAUGUCAGAUCCAGAUGAGUCUGACGGGAGGACAGAAAGACAAGCAAAACAACUGGAAACGUCACUUGCACUUUUUUAUUAUAUUGUUUUGUUUUAUUUUGUGUUGUCAUUGGCAGAAUUUCCUGUUUCUAUGUUGUGACCAAACCUAAUCUUGAAAGACAUUUCUAAUCAUGUAAAUAAUCAUCAGAUCAAAAGAGCUGUGCCACUGGCCAUGUAUUGAUUUCAUUAUGCAGACAUUUAGCUGUUUAGGAAGGAAACCGCAUAGCUUUGAAUAUAGAAAAAAGUGAGGAGCUUGCAGCUUAUGGGUUCAUUUAAAAUGACUGAAUCUGCAUAAAGAAAUGAAUCUUUUAUAGCUAAUGGAUCUGAUCACAAAGUAGUGAGAUUAAGUUACUAUUGAUCAGAUGAUGAUGGGUGUAUCUGAAAGUCUUGAAAUAGUUUUUCGUGAACUCUCAGAAUGAAACUUACUGUCUCACUGCUCACAGGAACAGAUCUUGUAGCUGUGACUGAGUGUGAUUCAGAUUCAUUAGCCGUAUAAGAGAAGCGAAAGCUUAAAAAGGAGACGAUCGGUCAGUUUUUAUAUGAGUCAGAAGGGCAAACCCUUCAUUAGGUAUAUAGUUUUCUCUUAUAAAGAUGUUCUGAUUGAUUAUUAUGAUGCAA
Messenger RNA from Carassius auratus (goldfish), 1465 nucleotides. Its product is annotated as SLAM family member 5-like. The transcript is spliced from 4 exons. The record is from RefSeq and is a predicted model, not a curated record. Bases 35 to 826 code for a protein of 263 amino acids. NCBI's taxonomy places the organism in Eukaryota, Metazoa, Chordata, Actinopteri, Cypriniformes, Cyprinidae.